This is a messenger RNA of Oncorhynchus mykiss (rainbow trout), 2393 nucleotides long. RefSeq names its product atypical kinase COQ8A, mitochondrial. NCBI's taxonomy places the organism in Eukaryota, Metazoa, Chordata, Actinopteri, Salmoniformes, Salmonidae. Gene Ontology annotation, biological process: ubiquinone biosynthetic process. The record is from RefSeq and is a predicted model, not a curated record.
AGGCGGGGUAAAAUGCCUUUGACAAUCACGGUUCUGAGUUGGUAAACAGCGUUGACCUCAUGGUGGAAGACGACACACUGUUAGGGGACGAGGCUGCAUAGCAUUGAAAAUAAAUCCAAACAGUCGUAAUUACUGGCGGUGUGAGGGAGACCCACCAUGGCAGCCGACAUGAUGUUGGUGAUGCGUGGCUUGGCCAAGCUGAGCCAGGCGGUAAUAGACACUCAGGCCAGCACACUGCGUAUUGGAGGAGCCCAGGCCAUGGCCCAGAGCAUGCAGAUGACUGCAGAGCAGAGCCUGGGAGUAGCCAUGCAGAAGAUGCAGGAGUUUGGUGGGCAGCAGCAAAGCGUGUCUGACAACUUCCCAGCAGACAUAGACAGUAAGUAUGACUUCUCCGAAGCAGAGGGGAGCAGCAUGGACAGUGGGGAACACGUAGAGCCAGGGUUCAGAGAAGAGGGACAAGGCGUCUCCUCAGAGGGGAUGGGGACCAAAGACAGCACGAACUGCGGGACAUACAACGGCCAGGCCUCAGUCAAAUCCAAGCUGUUUGAGGGCUACAAGGACCCCAGCAGCCAGUUCUCAGGACAGAUCCGUUCCUACCUAUCCUAUAGCUCCUACCGCUCCUAUCAUCAGGACGGCUCGGGGGUUGGGGGCCUCACGGCCGAGGACAUAGAGAAGGCCAGAGAAGCCAAGAGGAAUGAGAAACCACACAAACAAAUGCUCAGUGAAAGGGCACGAGAGAGAAAGGUACCAGUGACCAGGUUAGGGAGACUGGCUAAUUUUGGAGGUCUGGCUGUAGGACUGGGCUUCGGAGCGCUGGCUGAGGUAGCCAAGAAGAGUAUGAGGCCAAGUGAGGAUAACGCUGACAAGAAGGCCGUUCUGGACUCCAGUCCGUUCCUGUCAGAGGCUAACGCAGAGCGGAUCGUCAGGACGCUGUGUAAGGUCCGCGGAGCCGCACUGAAACUGGGCCAGAUGCUCAGCAUUCAAGAUGAUGCCUUCAUCAACCCCCAGCUGGCCAAGAUAUUUGAGCGUGUGAGACAGAGUGCAGACUUCAUGCCCAUCAAGCAGAUGACGAAGUCCAUCAACAACGACCUGGGCCCUAACUGGAGGGACAAGCUGGAUUCGUUUGAGGAGCGUCCGUUUGCUGCGGCCUCCAUUGGACAGGUCCACCUGGCUAAGAUGAAGGACGGCAGGGAGGUGGCCAUGAAGAUCCAGUACCCCGGAGUGGCUAAAAGCAUCGACAGUGACAUCAACAACCUAAUGACUCUCCUCACCAUGAGCAACGCACUGCCUGAAGGUCUCUUCCCUGAGCAUCUGAUUGAGGUGAUGAGCAGAGAGCUGGCACUGGAAUGUGAUUACAUAAGAGAGGCCAAAUGUGCCAAGAAAUUCCAGGAGCUGCUGAAAGACCACCCGUUCUUCUACGUGCCAGAUGUAAUAGACGAGCUGAGCAGCAACGCCGUCCUCACCACAGAGCUGGUCCCAGGCUUCCCUCUGGACCAGGCUGAACAACUCUCCCAGGAGCUCAAGAACGAGGUCACUAUAUGUGAGAAUAUCCUGAAACUUUGUUUAAGGGAGCUGUUUGAGUUCAGAUACAUGCAGACUGACCCCAACUGGUCCAACUUCUUCUACGACCCACAGACACACAGGGUUGCAUUGUUGGAUUUCGGAGCCACAAGAGGAUUUAGUGAGGACUUCACUGACAUCUACAUCGAGCUCAUCAAGUCAGCAGCAGAGGGAGACAGAGAGGGCGUUCGGAGAAGAUCAGUAGAUCUCAAGUUCCUCACAGGUUAUGAGUCAAAGUCCAUGGUGAACGCCCAUGUGGACGCGGUGAUGAUUCUGGGCGAGGCCUUUGCCUCUAUGGAGCCUUUUAACUUCGGAGCCCAGAGCACCACGGAGCGCAUCCACAACCUGAUCCCCGUGAUGCUGAAGCAGCGCCUCACCCCGCCUCCCGAGGAGACCUACUCUCUCCACCGCAAGAUGGGCGGCUCCUUCCUCAUCUGCUCCCGCCUCGACGCCAAGCUCGGCUGCAAGAACAUGUUCCAGGAGGCCUAUAACAACUACUGGAGGGGCCGCCUCAACCGACCAAGCCAGUGACGGACACCGCAGAGGGCCAAUAGCAGGGCUACAGCAUCAUAGUUACAGAGGGUGUGGACUAUAAGGGGAGGGAUGUUGACCCUAGCCAGACUUUCUCUGCUGUUAAUUUAAUGUAUAUGAAUGGCACUUUUUUGCCCGUCUCUCCCCCGAACCAGAGUAUGUCUGUAUAUUCAUUACCGGUCCAAAGUUUUAGAACACCUACUCAUUCAAGGGUUUAUCUUUAUUUUUACUGUUUUCUACAUUGUAGAAAAAUAGUGAAGACAUCAAAACUAGGAAAUAAUACAUAUGGAAUCAUGUAGAAA